Molecule: messenger RNA, 2921 nt
Organism: Lolium perenne
Lineage: Eukaryota; Viridiplantae; Streptophyta; Magnoliopsida; Poales; Poaceae
Product: protein SMAX1-LIKE 3-like
Source: RefSeq, a predicted model, not a curated record
CAAGCUUCCUGCUAAUUAACUUCCUGCCAUCAGACCAGAUAGUAACUAGACUGGUAGUAUAUGACACUGGUUACCCGUAUGUAUGAUCAAAAAUUAACACAGAACAACUCAACUCCAUUAGUAGUCUAGAGAGCAAGCUAGCCAGGCCAGGUGGGAUUCAGCAAAGAACCAGCUUUCUUUAGAAAGAUGCGUGCCGGCGGCUGCGCGGUUCAGCAGGCGCUGGCGGCGGAGGCGGCGUCCGUUGUGAGGCAGGCAGUGACACUGGCGCGGCGCCGCGGCCACGCGCAGGUCACUCCGCUCCACGUCGCCACCGCCAUGCUACUCCCCCCUGCGCCGGCGGGGCUUCUCCGCACGGCCUGCCUCCGCUCCCACUCUCACCCUCUGCAGUGCAAAGCCCUUGAGCUCUGCUUCAACGUGGCGCUGAACCGCCUCCCUACAGCCUCCGGCGCGGCGGCCAUGUUCCAUCAACAUCGGCUGGGCGGCACGGCCCCCGCCCUGUCCAACGCGCUCGUUGCCGCCUUCAAACGCGCACAAGCACACCAGCGUCGCGGGGGCGCCGGGGACGGUAUCCAGCCGACAGCGGCGCCGGUGAUCGCAUCCAAGGUUGAGCUGGAGCAGCUCAUUGUCUCCAUCCUCGACGACCCGAGCGUGAGCCGCGUCAUGCGCGAGGCCGGCUUCUCCAGCUCUCAGGUCAAGGCCAACGUGGAGAGGUCUGUCUCCUCGUCGUCGCCGUCCGGGACGAACACCACCAGGACGAGCUCUACCAAGGAGUCCAGGGACAAAUCGGUCCCCCACAAGGACGCCAUGCGCGUGCUCGAUUGCAUGGCGAGCGAGGCGCAGCGGUGCUUGGUGGUCGUCGGCGAGGGCGCAGAGGCGGCGGUGAAGGCCGUGAUGGACAGGGUGAGCAAGUUGGACCUCCCGUACCAUCAACACGAGCGCCUCAAGAGCGUCCAGUUCGUGCCCCUCUCCAUCGCGUCGUUUCGGGGCUUGGCGAAGGAGGAGGUGGAUGCCAAGGCCGGCGAGCUGCGCGCACUCCUGCGCGAGGCGUGCGCUGCCGGGAAGGGCGUCGUGCUCAUCCUCGAGGACCUCGCUUACGCCGCGGAGUCCUGGCAGACGAGAAGAGGCGCGGCGAGCGUGCACGGCGGGCAGUCACAGCAGCACUACUGCCCUGUAGAGCACGCCGUCAUGGAGGUGAGCGGCUUGGUGUCCGGCGACUCUGGCUCUGGCGGCGGAAGGUUCUGGCUGAUAGGGUUUGCGAGCAGCAUGGUGUUCAUGAGGUGCGGGGUCGGGCAGCCGUCUCUAGAGACUGUCUGGGGGAUCCACCCUGUCGUCGUGCCCGACGGCGGCGGCCUCGUGCUAAGCCUCAGCUGCACCAGUGAGGCGCAGGCUAGCCAGCAAGCGAGAAGAUCGACAAUGGGAUGGCCCUUGGUCAGCAGCUCGGCCGUUACAGGCGACAGCCACCUCACCUGCUACGCAAACGCACGGACGCCGUCGCCAGAGACGAGCAUACCGUCGUGGCUUCGCCGGUACCAUGACCCAUAUCACACCACACCGGCGAGCAGUGGCGGCAGCAAUCUUGAGCAGCUGCAAGAUCUGUGGAAUCCCACUCGCAAUGAAUCAACAACGCACCACCACACAUCAGAGCUCACGUUGAGCUUCUCAUCCCCGUUAUCUCCGGCGGCUUCUUCCCUCUCGGGCUACAACACCACCAAUUCAAUAAUGAUGAUGAGCUCGUCCAAGCCAUGGCAUCUCGAGCCGAGGACACCGUGGCCGCCGAACCAUCACGGCCCGGCGAUUAUGACGGCGGAGAGGCGACUUGAUUAUCAUCAGUUGCAUACUGCAACAAACCCUAGUCCGGAAUCCAUCUCGGUGCAGUCCAACUCCAGCUCACUCGACGGCGUUGGCACAGCGGAACGCCGCCGGCCAAAGUUCACGGAACUCACGGCGGAGAACCUCAAGAUCCUCAGCAGCACACUCGAGGACGGCGUCCCGAGGCACAUUAAGGACGUGGCACCGGGCGUUGCGAGUACCGUGCUCCGAUGCCGGUCCGGGAUGGCGAGCCGGAGAGAGCCUCUCACGCCGAGGCCUAGGCCUAGCUCGGCCACGUGGCUGCUCUUCCAAGGGACCGACGGCGAUGGCAAGAAGGCCAUGGCACUGGAGCUAGCGAAGCUCGUCUUCGGUUCCUAUAAUGACUUCACCUCCAUCUCAUCAGCCGGCUUCACCCCGGUGCACUCCGGUUCGAGCUCCGGCGAGUUUGCCGGCAAGAGGCAAAGAUCGCCGGACUACGAGCAUAGCUACCCGCAAAGAUUCUACGAAGUGAUACAUGAGAACCCGCGCCGGGUGGUAAUGAUCGAAGACAUUGAGCAGUUAGACAUUGGCUCGGAAAUGAGCAUCAAGAAUGCGAUUGAGAGUGGGAGGAUCAGAGACUGCAACGGCAAUGAGGUCAGUCUGGAGGAUGCCAUCGUAGUGUUGAGCUGCGAAGCAUUCGAUUCAAGGUCUAGGGCUUCAUCCCCUAGGGUCAAGCAGAGGGUCAGCAUCAAUAACGAUGGCGAUGAGGAAGACAGCGGAGUGGAGAAAGAGAAAAUGAAGCCGCCAUGUUUAAGCUUGGAUUUGAACGCCUGCGCAGCUGCCGAUGAUGAUGAAGAGAGAGAUGAGGAGCAAAAAGAGAGAUUAGUUGAUGAUGUGGAGAUCAAUGAUGUUGUGGAUGGUGUUUUCUUCUUCCGACUAGCUAUAGGUUUGUCACACUAGUGAGCUUGCUUCUCAUUUUUCUUCUCACGAUCAGAUUAACACAGACUUGUUUGUUCUUUUUUUUUCUGUAGACCUAGACCUAUAGCCAUCAUCUCAUGUACAAGAAACAAGCAUAUGUAUAUUGGUGUUUGGUCUUUAAUUAUGUCUCUGGCAGUAUAAAGUUUUGUGGCCAA